GAGGUUUGGGAGCUGGGGCUCGAGCAGUGGGUGUCUGUCAGCGGAGCUGUUCGGCGGCUUGACGUCCCCAGACGCUGUGCGUUGAGCCGGUGCACCCCAGGAAUUAGGUAGCCUGCUUGCCUUGCAUUUCUGCACCGCUCUCCGUCCGUGGACCUCGGUGUCCCCUCCUUGUUUCUCUCGCGGCUUUCCUCCCUUUGGACCGGCACGUGUCCGCAGUGUCGGAGCUCCAGCCUGGGAUGAUGGUGUGCAUUCCUUGCAUUGUCAUUCCAGUCCUGCUCUGGAUCUUCAAAAAGUUCCUGGAGCCAUACAUAUACCCUGUGGUCAGUCGCAUAUGGCCUAAAAAAGCCGUCCAGCAAUCCGGCGAUAAGAAUAUGAGCAAGGUAGACUGCAAGGAUGCAGGUACUAAUGGAUUACCCACAAAAGGACCAACAGAAGUCUCGGAUAAAAAGAAAGACUAGUGUGGGUCUCCUGAAGGCCCUUGGCUGUUUGCAAAUGGACCUAAUGAUAUGAAGCCUUCUUUGUCUCUGACCUUUUUUCUCUGAGACCAGGAAUCUAGAUAAUAGUUUAGCUUCUGCCUGAUACUGAUCCGGGAGCACAUGAUAUUUAUAUUUAAAAUUCCAGUAGUUAUAUUUAAUGAUCUCACCCCUGAGUUUCUUUUUCAUUAAAGUAGCUUUCAUUUCUAUUAUUCCAAUUUACUAAUAUGAACAAAUAGAAGGUCCGUGUGAGCAGACGCUCAGAACAGAGCCCUUGGCCCUUCGAGUUCUUCCUUACGAGUUUGCUGUUCUCACUUCUGUGGGCUCCUCUACCUUGAGUGGGAUGAGUCUUAGUGGGAAACAGUGCCGUCCGAGGUGGGAUGCGAUGAGAAGAUGUGAUCACUGCAGACGCAGCGGCGAGUGGACAGCUGGCCGAGAACAGCUCCAAGGAAGCUGGAAAAGGAAGGCUGGGAGCUUCUUUGAAAAAUGUAACCUCAACAUCAUUGUCAAUCACACAACUUCUGACUCUCUGUGCUUCUAGUCCAACGGUGUAUUAAACGUCCAUUGAACUUGUG
Messenger RNA from Mus caroli (Ryukyu mouse), 1048 nucleotides. It is a transcript of the gene CUNH18orf32, whose product is annotated as chromosome unknown C18orf32 homolog. The record is from RefSeq and is a predicted model, not a curated record. NCBI's taxonomy places the organism in Eukaryota, Metazoa, Chordata, Mammalia, Rodentia, Muridae.